Molecule: messenger RNA, 10496 nt
Organism: Alligator mississippiensis (American alligator)
Lineage: Eukaryota; Metazoa; Chordata; Crocodylia; Alligatoridae
Product: zinc finger protein 721
Exons: 7
Coding region: 431-5242 (1603 amino acids)
Biological process (GO): regulation of DNA-templated transcription
Source: RefSeq, a predicted model, not a curated record
GGGCCAGGAACCUGUCCAGAGCGGUACGCCUUCCCCCCACAACCCGCCCGCCUGCCUGCUGUCCUGGCCCUGGUCCUGGCCCUGGCCCUGGCCCGGCUCUGCCCGGACAGGCCUGCCCCCCGCCAGGGCAUACCCGGGUGCGUGGGGGGUAAAUGAGGGUGAAGGUGUUCCUGGAGACCGGACACUGCUGACAGGCGCCGUGCACAAGUGUAUAGAGAGCGAGAGCCCAGUCCCCCAACCGGUGAGAUCCCUGCUGGGGAGACGUGGCUGCUGCGCUCGAGCCCGUGGCUGCCGUGGGCCUCCCCUUCAUGGCGGGAGCUGGAGGAGCGGGACCCAGGAGGCGUGCAGGCAGGGGCUGAGGGUGCAGAAGUCCCUCGUGUAGUCCAGAGCGGAGCCAGUCCAGCACCAAGAGCUCUGGGGGCAGGACACGAUGCAGGCCAUGCAGCCCCCUUGCGAGGCCGAGCUCCCCUCCGCGACCCCACAGCUGGCACCGCGGGAUGAGCUCCCCACCCCAGGGCCCUGGCGCCAGCUCUUCCGUGGCCUGCGCUACCGGGAAGCUGAGGGCCCACGGAGGAUUUGCAGCCACCUGCGGGAGCUGUGCCGGCGCUGGCUGGAGCCCCAGUGCCGCAGCAAGGAGCAGAUCCUGGAGCUGGUGGUGCUGGAGCAGUUCCUGGCCAUCCUGCCCCUGGAGAUGCGGAGCUGGGUGUGCAGGUGCCACGUGGAGACCUGCACCCAGGCCGUGGCCCUGGCUGAGGGGUUUCAGCUGGGGCAGGCAGAGGAUGAGAAGCCCCAGGUCACCGUGCGUGUGAAGGUCGAGGAGGGGUCCUCAGACCAGAUGCAGCCCCCGGGGGCCCUGCUGGAGUUUGAUGAUUCCCAGGUGCUGCAGCUGAAGGUUCAUCAUAAGGACAGGCCUCUGGAGGAAGCAGGAGAUCAGGAAAACCCAGAGCCCGAGGUCGAGCUGCCCCAUGUCCCCAAAGAGGAGCCCUCGCCCAACCUGGACCCAGGCACUGGGGCCCUGAGCAGAGCGGAUCAGCAGCCUCCCAAGGAAGGGCCUGUAAACCUGGAUCUGCAGAGACCCUCCACAGGGAGACGGGGACAAAGCGGCUCCCUGACGCCUGGGCUGGGCCAGCUGCAGGAGGGGCAGGGCAGGCCGGCGAAGCAGGGGCAGAGCAUGGAGCUCCGGGAGGUGUUUGAGGACGUGGCAGUGUAUUUCACACGGGAGGAGUGGGAGCUGCUGGAAGAGGAAGACAAGGGGCUUUACCAGGACCAGAUGCUGAGGAACCACCAAGCCCUCGUUUCCCUGGGAUAUCAAGGCCUUGCCCCUGACUUGAUCUGCCGCAUCCAGCGAGGACAGGUGGAGCUCUGGGUCUGUGAUGAUGAGGACCGUGGGGAAAUGCAGAAGUCAGAGGACGUGCUGCCAGGACAUGCCUGGUUGCUGAGCAGAACUGAGGAGCAGGCUCCUGAGGAAGGGCCUGGAAAGCUGGAGCCACCAUGGGCUUCCCUGGGGAGUAUGGGUGAGGUGGAUUCCCUGAGCCCAGAGAAGGACCAGUGGCACAAGGGUCAGGGGAUGCCCCCAAAGCAGGAGAAUAUAGCAGUGAAUGUGGUCCCAUCUCUAGUUGGGCAUUUGAGUGAAGAAGGGAAAGAAGCAAGAAAAAGCCCAAGGUGCAGGGAUGAAUAUGUCAUGCUGAGACACCUGAAGAGGCAGAAAGCAAAGGUGCACUGCAGAGAGACACUGCAUCCAAGGCAAGGCAGUGUGGGGGGCCUCAGAGGGAAGCAGGAACUCACUGCCAAGCCCAUAGGGAGAGCCCACUCCUGCACUGAGUGCAGGAAAAGUUUUAGCUGCCCCUUGCUCCUGGCUCUCCACAAGAUAAGGCACACUGGGGAGAAGCCCCAUGUACGCGCCACAUGUGGGAAGAGCUUCACCUGCCUCUCGACCCUGCCUGCUCACCACCAGAUCCAUUCUGGACAGCUCCCCCACCGCUUCACCAAAAGGGGGAAGAGCAUUGUGCUGCUCAAAACCCAGGAUGUGCACAGGAAGAAGCAUCAGUACUGCUGCGUCACAUGUGGUAAGACCUUCACCCAUUUCUUCUCCCUGGUUCAGCACCGUCGCAUGCAUUUGGGGAGGAAGACACACCACUGCAAAGAAUGCAGGAAGAACUUCAUUAGCUGGCAAGCCCUGUCCCAACACCGGUGUGUGCGGAGGAGGCAGCAGCCACACUGCUGCACAAAGUGUGGGAAGAGCUUCAGGCAGCCCUCCAGCCUGGCCAGGCACAGGUGCAUGCAGACACGGGAGAAGCCUCAUCAUUGCUUUGUGUGUGGGAAGAGCUUCAUCUCCUCCUACAAGCUGGCCCAACACCAGGUUAUCCACACAGGGGAGAAGCCACAUCAGUGCUCUGCGUGUGGGAAGAGCUUCACCCACUCUUCCACUCUGGCCCGGCACCAGCGCAUUCACACGCAAGAGAAGUCAUAUCAGUGCUCUGAGUGUGGGAAAAGGUUCAGUUAUUCCUCCCAACUGGCCCACCACCAGCGCAUCCACACAGGGGAGAAGCCAUAUCAGUGCUCUGAGUGUGGGAAGAGCUUCAUCCUAUCCUCCAACCUGGACCAGCACAAGCGGGUUCACACAGGGGAGAAGCCACAUCAGUGCUCUGAGUGUGGGAAGAGCUUCAGUUAUUCCUCCAACCUUGUCCGGCACCAGCGCAUCCACACAGGGGAGAAGCCAUAUCAGUGCUCUGUGUGUGGGAAGAGUUUCAGUUGUUCCUCCGACCUGGCCAAGCAUAAAAACAUCCACACAGGAGAGAAGCCAUAUCAGUGCUCUGUGUGUGGGAAGAGCUUCAGUCGUUCCUCCUCGCUGGCCAGCCACCAGCACAUUCACACAGGAGAGAAGCCAUAUCAGUGCUCUGAGUGUGGGAAAUGCUUCAGUUCUUCCUCCUACCUGGCCCAGCACCAGCGCAUCCACACAGGGGAGAAGCCAUAUCAGUGCUCUGAGUAUGGGGAGAACUUCAUCCUGUCCUCCAACCUGGCCCAGCACAAGCACAUUCACACAGGGAAGAAGCCAUAUCAGUGCUCUGAGUGUGGGAAGAGCUUCAGUUCUUCCUCCUACCUGGCCCAGCACCAGCGCAUCCACACAGGGGAGAAGCCAUAUCAGUGCUCUGAGUGUGGGAAGAGCUUCAGUUAUUCCUCCAACCUUGUCCGGCACCAGCGCGUCCACACAGGGGAGAAGCCAUAUCAGUGCUCUGUGUGUGGGAAGAGUUUCAGUUGUUCCUCCGACCUGGCCAAGCAUAAGAACAUCCACACAGGAGAGAAGCCAUAUCAGUGCUCUGAGUGUGGGAAGAGUUUCAGUCGUUCCUCCUCGCUGGCCAGCCACCAGCACAUUCACACAGGAGAGAAGACAUAUCAGUGCUCUGACUGUGGGAAAAGUUUCAGUUCUUCCUCCUACCUGGCCCAGCACCAGCGCAUCCACACAGGGGAGAAGCCAUAUCAGUGCUCUGAGUAUGGGGAGAACUUCAUCCUAUCCUCCAACCUGGCCCAGCACAAGCACAUUCACACAGGGGAGAAGCCACAUCAGUGCUCUGAGUGUGGGAAGAGCUUCAGUUCUUCCUUCCACUUGGCCCAGCACCAGCGCAUCCACACAGGGGAGAAGCCAUAUCAGUGCUCUGAGUGUGGGAAGAGCUUCAGUUAUUCCUCCAACCUGGUCCGGCACCAGCGCAUCCACACAGGGGAGAAGCCAUAUCUAUGCUCUGUGUGUGGGAAGAGUUUCAGUUGUUCCUCCAACCUGACCAAACAUAAGCACAUCCACACAGGAAAGAAGCCAUAUCAUUGCUCUGAGUGUGGGAAGAGUUUCAGUUGUUCCUCCUCGCUGGCCAGCCACCAGCACAUUCACACGGGAGAGAAGCCAUAUCAGUGCUCUGACUGUGGGAAAAGCUUCAGUUCUUCCUCCUCCCUGGCCCAGCACCAGCGCAUCCACACAGGGGAGAAGCCAUAUGAGUGCUCUGAGUGUGGGAAGAGCUUCAGUUAUUCCUCCCACUUGGCCGAGCACCAGCGCAUCCACACAGGGGAGAAGCCAUAUCCGUGCUCUGAGUGUGGGAAGAGCUUCACCCAAUCCUCCCACCUGGCCAUGCACCGGCGCAUCCACACAGGGGAGAAGCCAUAUCAGUGCUCUGAGUGUGGGAAAAGCUUCAGUUCUUCCUCCCAACUGGCCCAUCACCAGCGCAUCCACACAGGGGAGAAGCCAUAUCAGUGCUCUGAGUGUGGGAAGAGUUUCAGUUGUUCCUCCUCGCUGGCCAGCCACCAGCACAUUCACACGGGAGAGAAGCCAUAUCCAUGCUCUGAGUGUGGGAAGAGCUUCACCCAAUCCUCCCACCUGGCCAAGCACCAGCGCAUCCACACAGGGGAGAAGCCGUAUCAGUGCUCUAUGUGUGGAAAAAGCUUCAGUUCUUCCUCCCAACUGGCCCAUCACCAGCGCAUCCACACAGGGGAGAAGCCAUAUCAGUGCUCUGAGUGUGGGAAAAGCUUCAGUUAUUCCUCCAACCUGGCCGAGCACCAGCGUAUCCACACAGGGGAGAAGCCAUAUCAGUGCUCUGAGUGUGGGAAAAGCUUCAGAUAUUCCUCCGACCUGGCCAAGCACCAGCGCAUCCACACAGGGGAGCAGCCAUAUCAGUGCUCUCAGUGUGGGAAGAGCUUCAGUUCUUCCUCCCAGCUGGCCAAGCACCAGCGUAUCCACACAGGGGAGAAGCCAUAUCAGUGCUCUGAGUGUCGGAAGAGCUUCAGUUAUUUCUCCUCCCUGGCCCGGCACAAGCGCAUUCACACAGGGGAGAAGCCACAUCAGUGCUCUGAGUGUGGGAAGAGAUUCAGUUAUUCCUCCCUCCUGUUCCAGCACCGGCGCGUCCACACAGGAAAGAAGCCAUAUCAUUGCUCUCAGUGUGGGAAGAGUUUCAGUUCUUCCUCGUCGCUGGCCAGCCACCAGCGCAUCCACACGGGAGAGAAGCCACAUCAGUGCUCUGAGUGUGGGAAGAGAUUCAUCCUAUCCUCCAACCUGGCCCAGCACAAACGCAUUCACACAGGGGAGAAGCCAUAUCAGUGCUCUGAGUGUGGGAAGAGCUUCAGUUUUUCCUCCAACCUGGUCCGGCACCAGCGCGUCCACACAGGGGAGAAGCCAUAUCGGUGCUCUGAGUGUGGGAAGAGCUUCAGUUAUUCCUCCGACCUGGCCAAGCACCAGCUCAUUCACACAGGGGAGAGGACAUAACAGUGCUCUGAGUGUGGCAAGAGCUUCACUCAAUCCUCCCACUUGGCCAAACACCAGCAUGUCCACACAGGGGAGAAGCCACAUCAAUACUCUGACUGUUGGAAGAGUUUCAGCAUCCCCUUCAACCUGGCCCUGCACCGGCGCAUGCAGAAAGAGGAGAAGCCACAUCAUUGCUCUUAGUGUAGGAAGAGGUUCUCCUACUCCUGCAGCCUGUGCUGAACACCAGUACAUCUACACAGGGGAGGAGCUACAUCAGUGCUCUGAGUAUUGGAGAAGCUUCACCCAUCUCAGCACCCACCAGUGGUGCAUUCAAACCAGCUCCCUCAUGCUGGUGGCCUGCAGAAAGAGUUCCCCCAGGCUUUGCCCCUUCUGGAAACUGUGGGAGUCCAGAGCCCAGACACUUUCCCCCAAGGUAUGGUUGUGUGUGGGGGUUAAGAGGAAACACCUCAGGCAGAGGUCAGCCCCAAUGUUGCGGGAGGAGAUGAGGAGGAGAUGAUCUUUGCAUCAGCCUUGGCGCCUGUGAAUUCCCCAUCAUUCUCUAACAGUAUUCCCAGGGGAAGAGGUGCCUUCAUGCUCGGGUGCCUACUCCCAGACUGCUGACUUCAGAUGACACCCGGGGACUUUCCUUGGCUGCUUCCCAGAUUUCUCCUUCCUCCUGGUCCAGGGGAUCUGGUAUAUGAGUCCCUGAGUUGCAGGGAGGAGUGCAUUUAUGGCUGGGGAAGCAUUCCCUACUCUCCUUCAUGACCUCGCCUUUCCUCACCACCACAUCACCCCUCUUCCAGACCUGCCCAUGCCCAGUGGGGUCUGCAAUGAGCUGCUUCUACCACCUCUGGAGCCUUAUUGACCUGUUUUGCUUUUCAGCCUCUGCAGAACUGUGCAGCACGGGGUGUGUGCUGCUGCUGUGCUGUCCUCCCCUUUGUUGUAUUCUCUCUCAUGCAUUCCCUGCUACUAAGGUAACACAACUGGACAUGCCACCCCUAUGGUUGAUCUCUGUGCCCUCUCCCAAGGUGUGCAAUGAGAAUAGACCCAGGCCCACAACACUUUCCAGGGCAAAUCUCUCUGCUUUCCAGCCCCUUCCUAUUUUAAAUGAUUCACCCCAAUGCAGAGGUUGUUGCUAAGCCUUGGGAGCAGGAGGUAGUCCGAUCUACCCACCCUGCUGCUAACUGACUGGCUGCUCCCACCCACUUCUGCCCUCUUCCCACAGCAGGACCCGGAGCUGGGUGAGCCAGAGCCACAGGGUGAGCAACCCUGGGUGAGCGACUGGCAACUGGCUCAUCAGGGGCCCCAAGCCAGCCACGUCUGCCCUGUUCCUGCCCUCACCCACCACUGCCACCCUUCUGCACCAUGGAGGUGACUGGGGCAGUGGGGGGCAGUCUGUGCAUGGUGCCAGCUCCAGGGGGGUGUCUCCCCCCUUGGGAGAGCAGGUUCUCCACACUGCUGCAAGCACCCCUGCCAGCAUGCCCGCAAUAUGCAGUGCUGGAGCAGGUAUUAGGGUCAGUACAGGUGAUGUGUGCUUGGCCUGGGGUGGGGCAUUGGGCACAGGCUGUCCAGCCAAGCAUGGAGGAAUCAGGCUGAGUUUGUCCCCUCUAGGGGUUGGUGGUUUGCAGCAGCAGCCCCUGCAGAGUCAGGGACAGGGCUGGAGGUGAGGGCAUUACUGUCCAUGCCCUGCAGGGCGGGGGGCACCAGAUGUGGUGGGCGGUCUGCAAGGACCUGACGCAGAUGCUGCUGUCUGUCCCAUGUGGGAUCUGUGUUCACCUGGGACAGGUGUGAAAGGAGGUUGGGUAGGUAGGGGUGAUACCCCAUUGUGUGCAGGGGGCAUCAUAAUUGGGGGGGGGGACAACUCCACCUGGGGUAUGUAUGUGGUAGACCUACGGUGGGGGCUGACACUUACCUGGGGCAGGUGUGAUAGGGGCUGUAAUGGGGCAGACGGUGCUAUGCCACCAUUGUGCAGCAGGGGGUGCUGUGGGGGUGCCUGUUCUCUCCUGGGGCAGGUGUGGGGUGGUCUGUCAUGGGGUGGGGGGAUGGGUGGACCCCCAUCUCUUCCUCUCUCUCCUUCUACUUGCACUCCCCACCCCUGUGCCCCCAAAAGCCCAAGCCCAACUGGUGACCCCACUCCCUGCAGCCCCGGAGGAUCUGCAGGGGGCUCGGCUCCAUCCCAGGGAUUCCUCCUCAACACCAAGAUGGAUCUGGCCCCCUGGUCAGGCCAGUACAGACUGGGGAGCUUUGCCUGCCUUUCUAGUGUGAUCCCAGCCUCUGCCUGGGAUCCCUGGCAUGUGGAUUGCCAACCUGUCACAGCAGCAGGAGGAUGAGCACCGUGGCCCCGCUGCUUUUCCUGGCGCAGGACCAGGUGUGAUGUCUGCUCUGUGUCAGGCUUGUGGCAGUUUGGCUAAGAAGUGCGAUGAUGGGUUUGUCUGGGCUGGUUUGGACAGGGCUGAUUCUUACUCAGGCGGUGGCUGGACUGGAGGUGAGCUCUGCAGGCCCCCUCAGCCCCUCUCUUCUAGCAUUUCCAUGAUGAGAACGUCCCCUAGAGCCGUGGAUCCCAACCUUUUUAGACUGUGGACUGUCAAAUGCAGACAGAAAGCAGAACCUUUCAUAGAUUUAACUGCAUAGACAUUAGGCCUGGAAGGGACCUUGUAAGGCCAUUCCCUUCCUCAUGAGCCCUCACAUUUUCCAUUGAUUUCUUCACGGUGGCUGGCCAUGGAGCUGGUGCUCUUAUUGAACUCUCCGCAGUGGCUCCCAGGUCUCUUUCCUGUGUGGUAACAGCUCACGUGGAGCCCAUCGUGUUGUCAGUCCCAUUUAUACAAUUCUCAUUCAAAUGUGUUCCUGGCCCAUUCCACUCAGAUCAUGACCCCGUGGUCAAUAGAGUUAUAUAUUAUUUACUUUUCAUUAUUAUAUACACGUUUUAAAGUGGGGGGAUGGACAUGAUGAGACUCUUCUCAUUCAGCUCCAGCACUUUCAAGUUGUAGGGCCCUAGAAGAAGCCUUCAUCUCCAGAGAAGAGCCAUGCGCAUGAUCAGAGGUCAGGGAAGCAGACCCUGCUAUGACAGGCUGAGAGCCCUGGGGCUCUUUAGCCUGGAAUAGCUCAGGCUCAAGGGUGAUCUGAUGGCCCCCUACAAGUUUAUCAGGGGUGACCACCAGUAUCUGGGGGAACGUUUGUUCACCAGAGCGCCCCAAGGGAUGACGACUAGGUCGAAUAGUCAUAAACUACGACAAGACCGUUUCAGGCUGGACAUAAGGAAGAAUUUCUUUACUGUCCGAGCCCCCAAGGUCUGGAAUAGCCUGCCGCUGGGGGUGGUUCAAGCGCCUACAUUGCACACCUUCAAGAGCAAACUGGAUGCUUAUCUUGCUGGGAUCGUAUGACCCCAGCUGACUUCCUGCCCUUUGGGCCAGGGGCUGGACUCGAUGAUCUUCCGAGGCUCCUUCCAGCCCUAAUGUGUAUGAAAUCUAUGAAAUCUAUGAAAAUGUCUAUGAAAUCUCUCUGAACUUUUCCUUCUCAUGCCUGCACAGUGCAUCCCACGCCACACAGACACCAAGUCACAGCUCUGUCCUUCAUACAUCAGCAAGGAUCCCUACUGUUGGAGCAUGCUGUGCAGGUAUCUGAAGAGAGGUGCAGCGUUUUGUUUUGUGUCAUUACACUUUUAAUACUGUCCCAGCCAGGAAACCUGCUCAUCUUGCUUGGGAACAGAGAUCAAAGCUCCCACAACAUUUGAUUCCCAAGCCAUGCUGAAGUCUGCAGAUCUUAGCAAGAGGAUACCUAGGAAUUUAGAGCUCAUUAGGUCCCUGCCUUCAGCUGUCAUGUGUGUAAGUGAGGAGAUCAUGGCAAAAAAGGCAACCUAAUGGCAGCCUAAUGCCUUUGGUGUUUGCAAACUGUACCAUCAAAAAGGGAGCAAAUCUACUACCUUGGUGUGAGCAAAAGAGAACUGGAUCCCAGGGCCUCUUGCCUAAAAGCACUACAAAAAAACCUAAAUCCAAGUCUUGGACCCUCUAGGCCCCACCACCUUUCUGAGGCACCCACUGGGUGGGCUAUUGUGAGAGUGGACAACUGUUUGGCUAACUCCAUUCUCCUCCUUCACUUCCUCCAUGAACAUAAGGCAGGGAGUCAAGGGAGUCUGCACCUUGCCAUUAAGAAUGUAGGCAGGACCAGCCCUAGCAGCAGACAGGGGCUGAAAUCUUCCAAAAGUGGAGGUUUGACACUACAGGGAAAUCAGGGAGCCUUCAGGUGUCUCUGGUGAACACUGCAAAACCUGGAGUUUCCCUAAUGGUGAUUCUGAACUGCAGGGCCCGUGGGCUCCAUGCAUCAAGGCAAAGGUGGUGUGACGGGCUAGGUGGUAGUGACUUAGCCCAGGGGUUUUGAAAGGAUAAAAGAUGACUGGAGGACUUGGGAUUGCCUUUCCUCACCAAUCAGGCCCCAGAGAUUCACCCUCCAUGUUCCCUGAUUGGCCCCUUGGUUCACCUGGAGGGGGAUAAAAUGGGCAGUGUGGCUGACUCAGGGGAGACCAGCAAGGGAGUACAAGGAAGGAGUCUCAAAGAGCUGGCAAGUGCUGGGCCAGUGGGGUGGGAGCAGUUGCCCCAGAAGCACCUGAAGGAUUGGGACCUCCAGGCGGCAGUUUGAUCCUCAGCAGCGCAGCAAGGGGCCGGCAGGAGAGGCUCCCCACUGGGCUCCAGGAUCCCCUAUGAGAGGCUGUGGCUAGCAGGAGGGGCUGCCUAGCUCCAGCAAGGAUCUGAGCAGUGACCUGAGAGGUUCCCAGCUCUACUUCCAUCUCCUCCAGCAAGAGGCCAGUCAGCUCAACAUGAGGCCUGGACUCCAGGAAGGCCAAAACCCCUUGAAGCUCGGUACAGUGCUAGCUCUGGUGGCUACCUGCUGCAGCUUCUGCCUACUUCUGGGAGAAUUGAGUUCAAGUCCCAGGUUGGGUGAUUUGGUGUGAGUGAAGUAACAGGGAGGAAUUCUUGUUGCAGUGGAAAGGGGUCGUUGUGCUUUCUUCCUCUCCAGGUACGUAGGCCCUAUACUCCUUAUUUGACAUUUUGUAUUUUGUGCCUUUUAUAUUACGCCAAACAGUAUGGUUUGUUCUGCUAUUUGUGUUUUAAUUUUUUAACCCUGUCUUUUGUCAACUGGAUGAAUAUGUCAAUGAUUGUAAGUGUCUAACCUUUGUUGACUCCUGCCCCUUGGCGUGUUGUAGUGCCCCCUAGACUCCUAGGUUUAUAGUGCUUAUGUUCCCAGUAUUGUUCUCUCAUUAAAAAGUAUAUGGUUAAGUCCC